AUGCCAUACCCACGCGGUCUGUCGGCGCUGCUGAAGAAGGCGCCAUCCGACACGGUGGUGCUGUCGGCGGUGCGGACGCCCAUCUGCCGGGCGAACCGUGGCAAUCUCAAGGACGCCUACCCCGAAGAGCUGCUGGCGACGGUGCUGCGCCGCACGCUGGAACGCGGCACGGCGAUGGGGCUAGACCGCAGCCGGAUCCAGGACGUGGCUGUCGGCGUGGUGCUGUCAGAGCUGGGCGGUUCCAAGGCGGCACGCACGGCGCUGAACCACGUCGGCUUCGACACGCACGCCACGUCGCUCUAUACCGUCAACCGAGCCUGUGCGUCCAGCCUGCAGGCUGUGGCUGCUGUGGCCGCACAGAUUCGCGUGGGCGCCAUCGAAGCUGGCAUUGCGGCCGGCAUGGAGAGCAUGACGCGAAACUACGGCAGCCGUGCGAUCCCGACGGACCUCUGGCCAGCUCUGCGCGAAUCGCCCGUGGCCGAUGCCCGUGAUUGCGUCAUGCCCAUGGGCACGACGAGCGAGAACGUUGCCAGCCGCUACGGCAUCAACCGUGCAGACCAGGACAAUGUGGCGCUGCACAGCCACCGCCGAGCAGCUGCUGCUGUGGCUGCUGGCCGCUUCGUCGACGAGAUCGUCCCCGUCGCCACGCGCUUCCAGCCACUGCUGCCCAAGGGCGCUCCCAAGGACACGCCGCUCGAGCCGGAACAGCAGAUCACCGUCACCACUGACGACGGCAUCCGUGCGGACAUCUCGCCCGAGGUUCUCGCCCGCCUCAAGCCUGCCUUUGCUGCCGAUGGCACCAGCACGGCCGGCAACUCGUCUCAGGUCAGCGACGGCGCCGCCGCCCUUCUGCUCAUGCGCCGCAGCACCGUCGACCAGCACCUCCCGCCUGGCACCCGUGUGCUCGGUCGCUUCGUCGCUUCCGCCACCGUCGGCUGCCGCCCCGACGAAAUGGGCAUUGGCCCUGCUCUCGCCAUCCCUGCCCUCCUCGAUCGUCUCGGCCUCUCCACCGCCGAUGUCCACCGCUGGGAGAUCAAUGAGGCCUUUGCUAGCCAGACGCUCUACUGCCUCCGCCAGCUUGGCCUUGAGUCUGCCUGGGCCGAGUCCGAGUACGACGAGGCCAGCCCCCAUGCCCGUCCUCGCGCCCUCGUCAACCCCGACGGCGGUGCCAUCGCUCUUGGCCAUCCCCUCGGUGCUACCGGCACUCGCAUGGCCACCACUCUGCUGCACGGCCUGCACCGUGACGGUGGCGAGAUCGGCGUCGCCAGCAUGUGCAUCGGCACCGGCAUGGGCAUGGCUGCCCUGUUUGUCCGUGAAUAA
Messenger RNA from Grosmannia clavigera kw1407, 1320 nucleotides. RefSeq names its product 3-ketoacyl-thiolase. The coding region runs from base 1 to 1320 and encodes 439 amino acids. Gene Ontology annotation, biological process: fatty acid beta-oxidation; phenylacetate catabolic process. NCBI's taxonomy places the organism in Eukaryota, Fungi, Ascomycota, Sordariomycetes, Ophiostomatales, Ophiostomataceae. The record is from RefSeq and is a predicted model, not a curated record. Gene Ontology annotation, molecular function: acetyl-CoA C-acyltransferase activity. The transcript has a single exon. Gene Ontology annotation, cellular component: peroxisome.